Molecule: messenger RNA, 3945 nt
Organism: Quercus robur (English oak)
Lineage: Eukaryota; Viridiplantae; Streptophyta; Magnoliopsida; Fagales; Fagaceae
Exons: 2
Coding region: 1-3945 (1314 amino acids)
Molecular function (GO): RNA-DNA hybrid ribonuclease activity; nucleic acid binding
Source: RefSeq, a predicted model, not a curated record
AUGAAUUGGCUUGUCUGGAACGUGCGUGGGCUUGGGAACCUGCGCACAUCCCGAGAGCUUGAGGUAGUCACUCGAGCACAAGCUCCCUCUGCUCUGUUUUUGGCUGAGACUUGGGCAGAAGAUGCUAGGCUGCGUCGGUUAUGCUGUGAGCUGAAGUUUGAUCAGUGUUGGAUAGGUCCCAGUGCUGACAAGGCCAGAAAGCACGAGACUUGGUCUCUCAUUCGCGACCUCCACCGGCGAUCUCCUCUGCCGUGGGUUUGCGCUGGUGAUUUUAAUGAGAUUUUGUGGUCCCAUGAGAAGCUAGGUCUGGGUGCUAGACCUGAAGGUGUGAUGAAAGAGUUCCGAGAUGCUCUGGAUGAAUGCGGGCUAAUGGACCUUGGCUAUGUUGGAGAAAAAUUCACAUGGAGAGGAAAACGAGCUGGCGGCUUGGUCUUGGAGAGGCUAGACAGAGCUGUGGCAGAUAAUGGAUGGUUUGCUCUCUACCCCGGCACUAAGUUUCAACACCUUCGUACUCAUUCCUCGGAUCACAAAGCUAUUUUGAUUAAGUUGGAAGGUAUUAUUCCCCGUCCCAUUCGCCCCUUUAAAUUUGAGCAAAUGUGGUUAUGUGAAGUUGGCUGUAGGAAUACUGUUUUAGAAGUUUGGGGGGCUGGUCCAUCUGCUGUUUCUUUGACGCAGGUUGCUUCGAAAAUCAAAAUCUGUGGUGAGAAACUAUUGGAGUGGAGCCACAGUUCAUUUGGUAGCAUUAAGAAGCAAAUUGAAACUAAGGGUAAACAGCUCUCCAAGGCCGAGAUUAAUGCAGCAAAAGGUAUUCUCGAGUUGGAUAUGGUUAAAAGUCUAAAGGCUGAGCUCAAUGACCUUCUUGACAAAGAGAGUCUGAUGUGGCAACAAAGGUCUAGGUCUCUCUUCCUCAAAUGUGGUGAUCGGAAUACGAGCUACUUCCACAGCAAAGCCUCCCAUAGAUUUAGGAGAAACAGAAUCUCUGGCCUCAAGAAUUCGGAUAAUGUUUGGUGCACUGGUGAUAAUGAGCUUAAAGAAAUAGCACAUCAUUACUUUAGCUCCCUGUUCACUUCAUCCCAGCCUUCUGAGUUUUCAAACAUUUUGGAUGCAGUGCUACCUUCGGUCUCUGAGGACAUGAACUCCCAACUCCUCAGACCCUUUCUCAAGGAAGAAGUGGAGGAAGCGAUUAAAGAGAUGAAGCCCACCACAGCCCUGAGUCCUGACGGUAUGCCUCCCUUAUUCUAUCAAACCUUCUGGCCUUUGAUUGGUGAUGAUAUUAGCUCUGCUGUGCUUGAAUGCCUUAAUAGCUGUAAAAUGCCUAGAGAGAUUAACUGUACUAAUAUCACCCUGAUUCCAAAAGUUAAAUCCCCUAUGCUUGUUUCUGAUUUUCGGCCAAUUAGUCUGUGUAACGUUAUUUAUAAAAUUGUCUCUAAAGUUUUAGCUAACAGACUGAAAGCUAUUCUCCCGUAUGUGAUAUCUGAAAAUCAAAGUGCUUUCCAGGCCGGUAGAGUUAUUUCUGACAAUAUCCUUAUGGCGUUCGAAACCUUACAUUAUAUGAAACACCAUCAUAAGGGUAAGGCGGGUUUUAUGGCGCUAAAAUUAGAUAUGAGCAAAGCGUACGACCGGGUCGAAUGGGUUUUCCUUGAGAAAAUUAUGGAGAAAAUGGGGUUCAAUGUCAAGUGGAUUAACCUAAUCAUGGAGUGCAUAUCAUCUGUCUCUUAUUCAAUUCUCAUUAAUGGUGAGCCCACCCAAACAAUCCUCCCAUCAAGGGGCUUACGGCAAGGGGAUCCGUUGUCGCCCUAUCUUUUCCUUCUGUGCUCUGAGGGGCUUCAUUUUCUGCUCAAAGGGGCAGCGGAUUCUAGGCAGAUUAGGGGAGUGUCCAUCUGCAAAAAGGGGCCCCGGUUGACACACCUCUUCUUCGCAGAUGACAGCCUGGUCUUCUGUAGAGCUUCCCUUGGCGAUUGUCAAAAAAUCCAAGAUCUUUUAGACUGCUAUGAGAAGGCCUCCGGUCAAAAGUUGAACCGCAACAAAACCGGUCUCUUCUUCAGCAAAGCCACCCCUCCUGACAUCUUGGAACAGAUCAAAACAGCUUUUGGUGUGGAAGAAGUCAAGCAAUAUGAGAGAUAUCUCGGUCUCCCCUCCUUGGUAGGGAAGAAGAAGAAAGCUACCUUACUUUAUAUCAAGGAAAGAGUUGCAGCCAAGCUCCAAGGGUGGAAAGAGCAACUUCUUUCCCAAGCUGGCCGGGAAGUUCUCCUUAAAGCGGUGAUUCAGGCGAUCCCAACCUUCGCCAUGAGUUGCUUCAAGCUUCCGCUCUCUUUGUGUCAUGAAAUUGAGGCCUUAAUCAGGAAUUUUUGGUGGGGUCAAAGAGGUAAUCAAAGGAAGAUUCAUUGGGCGAAUUGGAAAUCUUUAUGCCGCCCAAAAAGUUUAGGCGGUUUGGGUUUCAAAGAGCUGCAAAACUUCAACGAUGCCAUGCUGGCAAAACAGGUUUGGCGGCUUGCAGAAAAUCAGCCCUCUUUGUUUCAUAGGUUUUCCAAAGAAAAAUUCUUCCCAAAUGGUUCCAUUUUUGACGCCAAGGUGGGUAGUGGCUCUUUUGCUUGGAGGAGCAUUUUAAAAGGCAGAGAUAUAGUUCGCAAGGGGCUGCAAUGGAGGGUUGGAAAUGGCUCCUUGAUCCGGAUCUACCAUGACAGUUGGCUCCCCGACCCAUACAACAAGAAUGUGGUGUCACCGAGAGUUUUCCUUGGUGAUGAUGCACAGGUGGCUGUUCUGAUCGACAAAGAGCAGCGCUGUUGGCUCCAGGAGUCGAUUGACCACCUCUUCUUGCCUCAUGAGGCAGCCGCCAUUAAGUCCAUUCCUCUUAGCUUUGGUGAAUGUGAUGACAUGGUGUUUUGGCCGCAUUCUCCGGAUGGUAAAUACUCUGUCCGAUCGGCUUAUAGACUCCUUAUGAAUGAAGAGUUGAGGGAGGGUCCUUCUCCCUCGGAUCUAACUCCCACCAAGAGAAUCUGGAAGGGCAUUUGGAGCCUUCGGGUCCCAAAUAGAGUCAAAACGCUGUUAUGGAGAGCAGGUACAAACUCUUUACCAUCAAAAGCCAACCUUCUAAAGCGUAGAGUGCUCACUGAUGACAUCUGUCCCGGCUGUAAACUCAUGAGUGAAACAUCCUUUCAUGCCAUUUGGUCUUGCCCUGCACUAUCGGCAGUCUGGAUGGGCAAGUUUGAAUGGUUGAUAAAUCUGUCCAGGGAGUGCAGCUCUUUCGUGGAAGUUAUUCAGCUGUGUCAAUCUCGCUCUGAGCUCUUCGAGUUGUUUGCCAUGACUGUCUCGCUGAUCUGGUUCCGUAGAAAUCAGGCUAGAGUUGGCGAUAGCCCGACUCCUCUGUGGAAGGUUAAUGCUUUAGCCGCUGACAACUUGCUGGAGUUUCAAAGGGCUUCGGCUGCUCCCCCUGUGGCCCCCAAAACCCCCUCCUUCGUGAAGUGGCAGCCUCCUCUUGGUGGCUGGUUGAAAGUGAAUUUCGACGGGGCUUUAUUUAGAGAAAAGAACCAAGCGGGGCUUGGAUGCAUCAUCCGAAACGACAAAGGUCUUGUUAUGGCUGCCUGUACACAACUUAUUCCUCUGCCUACAUCAGUAGAGAUGGUGGAAGUGUUGGCAGCACGCAGCGCCAUUGGCUUUGCGCAAGAGCUAAGUCUUGAUCAAAUUAUUUUGGAAGGUGAUUCAGAAAUUACCAUCAAUGCUUUGUCUAAGGGUGGCUGGGAGUAUUCAAGCUUCGGGCACAUCAUCAAGGACAUCAAAGUCCUCGCUUCAGCCUUUAAUGGUCUAGCCUUUAGUCAUACUCGUAGGCUAGGUAAUAAAGUAGCUCAUAGGCUAGCGAGAUCAGCUUGUAAUUUUUCCCAUUUCCAUGUUUGGAUGGAGGACAUCCCUCCGGACAUUGCAUCUGUAUACUCUUCUGAAUUACAGUAA